GAAAUUAUUGAUGUUUCAGAGGUACCUUGGACAGACAUGAGUUUGUGAGCCUCCUCUGAGCCGUGGACUUAGGCCUGUGCAGGGACAUGAAGCCUUUCGGGAAGGCUUUCAAGUGGAAGAGCUAGUAGACUGCUUUGAAGUUGGUACAAACUUCUGUGACGAAAAGAACCUGGAAGACCUGUGACAGGGAGCAACUGUUUUCAGACUCUUGCAUUAAAUCUCAACAGUGCUUUUCUGCCAUCUGCUGCAGAGCAGGAGAUUACAAGACAUGUCCAUAGCACUCAAACAAGUCUUUAAUAAGGAUAAGACUUUCCGUCCAAAACGCAAGUUUGAACCUGGAACCCAGAGGUUUGAGCUUCAUAAACGAGCACAAGCCUCUCUGAACUCAGGUGUGGACUUGAAAGCAGCUGUGCAGUUGCCCAGCGGAGAAGACCAAAAUGACUGGGUAGCUGUCCACGUUGUUGACUUCUUCAACAGGAUCAACCUCAUUUAUGGAACUAUCUGUGAGUUCUGCACAGAGAGGACCUGCCCCGUGAUGUCUGGAGGGCCUAAGUAUGAGUACCGGUGGCAGGACGACAUGAAGUACAAGAAGCCUACAGCAUUGCCAGCACCCCAGUACAUGAAUCUUCUCAUGGACUGGAUUGAGGUGCAAAUUAACAAUGAGGAUAUAUUUCCUACAAGUGUAGGUGUUCCUUUUCCAAAGAACUUCCUUCAGAUCUGCAAGAAGAUACUCUGCCGGCUUUUUCGGGUGUUUGUUCACGUCUACAUUCAUCACUUUGACCGUAUCAUCCUUAUGGGGGCUGAGGCCCACGUCAAUACCUGUUACAAGCAUUUUUAUUACUUUGUGACAGAGCUCAACCUGAUAGACCGCAAAGAACUAGAGCCUUUGAAAGAGAUGACAACCAGGAUGUGUCACUAAAAAACACCCACUGAAGAAAAGCAAAGUCCAAUUUUCGUCUUGCUGCAGAGUUCAAGAACAUGACAGCCCUCGCAGAAUGAACCUGCUUGUUAAUCCAGGAAAGCUGAGAAGUUGGGAACCACAGUUACUUUCACAAAAGCUUCCCACUGCUGUCUGUGUGCUUAACCCUGAAUAUGCUGCUAGAACCUCAUCUGAGCAACAUGGGUUAGUGAGAAAAAGAAGAAUCAACUUCAUAUUAGUUUUAGCUCCUAUGUUAGGGAUAAGAAACCUCUUCAGCCACGAAUGAUGACAGACCAUCUUCCUGCUGCUAAAGCUUUACUGAAAUUUGGGCCCCUGGGCUGACCUCCAGAUUCAUUGUUUUAAAACAAGACUAUUAUUAGCUGCAAUGUUGUUUUCUUUUUCUUUUGUUCCUUGGUAUGUGCUUUGUUUCGUAAGCAUGGCAGAAUAUCACGGCAGCCUGGAAUUGCAGAAGACUCACAGCCUUUCAUGUCUCCCUCCCUUCACCACCACCCAAGGCUUGGCCACCAUUCCCAAAUUCCAGUGAGCCGUGACUUUCCAGUCCCAUCCGUUUGCUGAUCAGAUGGUUUGUGCUUGAGUGUGACUCAUAGUGGGGUGACAGAGGGGCAGCCUCUGAUCCCAGCUACAUGAGUAGGAAUCCAGAUACAGCACUGCAGUGUUGAUGUCUUGCCUUUGAAUUCUUACUGUGACGGACAGGAAAUCUGAUCGGUGUUGCUGCAUUACAUAAAAAAGCAAUUCAGUAGUCAGCGUUGUCAUAAAAUACCCUAUGAAGUGCACUGAUCUGUCCUGUAAUUGAUGUCCUCCUAUCCCCUUAGAGAAAAGAACCCACCCAUUCACCUUAAAGUGUUAUCUUUUCAGGGAGAAAUAAAUUUAAUUUUGUUAACCAGGAGAUAAAGAUACAGUAAAGAUGAGUAAUAUAACUGUCAGGGCAGGAGGGACUGAGUGAAAAUCUCUGUUGCGUCUAAACAGUGUCCAGCCGUGUGGCUCCUUUCCCCACUGGAGUAGUUCACAUUUUUUUUCUGCACUUCCCAGUCCAACUUAAUAACACAUUGGUGGACAGCCUGGAAGGCUACAUUGCAGUAAAUCCAGUCUUCUAUGUAAAUAUGCCCAAUAAAAGGCUUUUCUUUUCUUUUUUUUUUUUUUUAUAAGCAAUACUUAACAGAUCGCAAGAGAGAUUUAGCUGAAUAAAUGGGGAUCAAGUGGAACACGCCUAUGUAUUCUGUGCCUUCUAAUGCAUUUUGCACAUUUUUGUUAUAGUGAGAGAUUACUCUUCCUUGGUGAGUGCUGAACCCUGUUGCUGCCUUCCCCUCAAGUGUGUUGGUUUUGUUUAUUUCUUCUGAGGCAUUUUCAGAAGCAGAUCUCGUAAAACAUCCAGUGUCUGGGACAUUUGAAAUAGGGGUGUAGCAGAAAUUGAGUAUAACAGCAACCCUUUCCUAGCUCAUGUUGUGGUGUAUUCUGAUUUGCUUGCUUGCUUAAAACAGAGCUUGUAAGUGUUGGUGAUCACAUCCUUGCUGGGACAAAGGGCCUUUGUGAACAUCCCAUGUAGCUAGGUGGAGGCACUUCUGCAUCUUUAGGACGACACAAGGAGCAUUGUCCUUUGCUUUCAAGGGACUGGGCUGGAGUGUCCUACCUCCUUCAGUGGUCUUUGCAAUCAGGUUAAUUCUCUGGGGACUGCAAUACACAUAUAAUUUCUGGGGUGCUGGCACUCUUGCAGGAUAAAACUAGCUUGUGCAAUUCACUGCCGUAGCUACUACUGAGCUUAGCUGCUUCAUAUUAAAGACGGAGGAUAAACGUGUCUAUAGAAGAAGACUUCACAGGACGUGUGGAUGAGGACUGCCUGGAGUUACAACAUCAGUUACAUGUGGCAGGGUUUCUCCUACCCUGCUGCGAAGAGCACGGUCACUGCCCUGCUGCGCUUGAACUUCACUGCAGUCAGUCCCAUCUAGUGAUCCUAUGGCUGGGCAGCACUGCCAUGCUCUGUGCUAAAGAUUAAUGAAAAGAUCAGAGGCACUACAUAAAUUGAAAAAGAUAGUAUUUUAUGCAUAAAAUAAUCUACUCUUCAUUCUGUUGUGCUAUCUACCAUGUGCUGUCUUCAGUCUAAUUGCUGUAGUGCAGUCUGAAAACACAGCAGAAUUUGUUCCUAGUUGCUUUUAGUUACUUUUAAAUAAUCUUCUUGUAAAUGCAUUAAUCUCAGUGUGUUUGCAAAACUGCUGGAGUAUUUUCCUUCUUCUAACACAGUCUUUCAGUUUCCUAAACUCUUGUGUUCCCUUCUGUGGUGAAGCAUGUGUUGCGAGACAAAGGAGGGAAACGCAGAGUGGAAGGACUCCUGAGGGACUUGUGUUGGACCUGGACAAAAUUCCUGUGAGUCUCACUGAAAAGCCCUUCCAGCCCAGGAGCUUAACCAGCCACAGAACGUGCUCGGUUUGGUUACUCGCUCUGGUGCUUUGCUCCAGCUUGUAUUUUCCCCGUGAGCCUGUAGCUAUUGCAGUCAGCACCCGUGGUGUGGUGACGGGCACUACUGGCCCAAGUCCUGGCGCAGGAGGCAGGGGAGCGGCUUCCUGGCACCCUCCUCAUUUCCCAUCUGUGCCAGGCUAAGUGUGGGCUCAUGUCUGGGCAUCUCAGACCUGCCUGCUGCUGGAGAGACCGUGGAGAACCCAGGAGGCAGGCUGGAGUUUGCCAGGUGAUGAAAUAAACUUCCUGCACGUGGCGGGCUUGGGCCUUUGCCCAGCUGUCUCCCAACAAGCCCUGCCUUUGCUGCAGAGGUGUUGGGCCAAGGUCUCACCAUCUCGUGCCAUCUCUCCCUUUCCUGUGCCUAGUAUUUGAUGUCCUGGCAGGAAUGAUGUCCGGAAGGUGGCAUCGCUGCGUGGCAGUGCCGUGUUCCCUUGUUUCCUCCUCCCCUGGAGGAGAGGGGCCGCACCCUGUUGGAUCCAGAUCUGACAGAUUCCAGCUUCGGCAGCAAUUUGCUCAGGGCCACAUCCAGAGUCUUGUUUCGGUUGUUAAUCACAGGUCCCGAUUUAUGCAAUUCCUCAGGAUAUGUUAUGAGAGCCGUAGCUUAAAUGUGAUUGUAUGCAAAGGCACUCAUUUUGCCUACUGAGAAAAUCUUUCUGCUUGAUCUUACCAAUUAUAUGUGUUCCUAACCAUUCCCCAGCCUGUGUUUUAACAGCAUUUCAUGUGGUUCUGGGAUUAUGUUUUUUGUUUUGUUUGGUUUUGUUUUAUUUUGUUUCUUUUACUCACCUUUCCAGUCUGUCAAUUAGGUCUUUUUUUUUUUCCUGCCUAAAAAAAAAAAAAAUCUCUUGAGUCUGGCAGUUACCUUAAGAGAUGCUGUUAGUGCUGAGCUUCAAGGCAAUGUAAUUGGGAUCACUUUAAUUGAUUGAGGCCACAGCCAACUUUACUUCAGAGUGUGAAAGGCUCCUGUGAUACCAAAAUUGCCUUCAGUGAUUAUAGACUUAAUAGCCUUCAUUGAUUUGUCUCUGUAAUAAGGGAUUUUGUAAUGAACUGCUGCUUUGUGUGAACAUAGGUUAGUGCUACACUGCAGUGACAACGUAACUUGAAAAAGAUCUUAACCUCUCCUGGGCUGUAGGAAGGAUAGAGUCCCAGGGACUACUGGGGGGCUUUUUUGCUGAUAGCAGUGAAAUUGAUGAUUUCCAUUGGAUUUGAGAGAAGGUGGGUACCUCUGGAAACGAGUUUUGCCAAGAACUCAAGCUCUAAGCAGCAAAGCUUGCACCAUACAAGGUGUUCAACUCUCCUGACUCGUUAAUGACAGGGCAGGGAGACAGGAGACAAGCAGUUAAUGUAACUCGGUGGGACCUACAGACAACUACUGAAGAAAAGCAGAGACCUAAGGGGUGAAUGCUGAACAUCCUUGCAGCAAUCAUGCACAGGAAAAUUCCCAGGGCUGCGUGGGAAGGACACGGGGGGAAUGGUGCCCUUGGUAUCUGGGAAGCAAGUAGCCAAGUCGCUGUUAGCAAUAUCCUCUCAGGUCUUUGCUCUUGCCAAUGGGGAUUCCAGGGUGUUUCCAGCUAAAGGUGGCCUUCUCUCAGCCAGAGAGAUCUAGAUGAAGGUCCAAGGUCUCCAGUUGCUUUCUCUCAUAAAUAUGGAACAGGGUCUUCAGCACCUUUGCACUUGGGUUGAAUAAAUUACACGUUCUGGAGCCACCCACAAAAGGCCAUUCCUUCUGCUUCUUGUCAUUCCUACAUGUUCUUGGGGUUUCUGAAAAUACCUUGGGUGUGAGGUCUUAGAGCUGACCUUCUGCCUCUUAAUUUUCUCUGUACCUCUCCAAGGAUGAUGUUGUGUUGAAGAUGAGCUUUCUCGCCUCCCUCUGCCUCCAGAAGGGAUAGCUCUCACCUAUGCCCUCUGAAGAGAUACCACCAUGGGUUGGUUUUCCAUUUACUCUUCAGAAGAGCAGAAGCAGAGGGCAGGAAUUGCCUUCAAGCGCUGCAAAACAGGAUGCACUAUGUAUAAAACAGGAAUAUGUUUGCUACUAUAUGACAUGCUUCAAGUGCUUUAGAAAGGGGAUAACACUGGGGGAUCAGAUGUAGACAAGUGGACAGUGAUCAGACAUUUUUUUCCUAUAUCUUGGGAGAAAUUAAAGGCAUUUUUUAAUAAUUACACAAGUAGUUCCAAGGGCAAAGUAAGGCAAAUCAGUAGUAAGAACCUGGUAGCGGUACACAUUUAAAUCCAAAAUGAUUAAACUUGAUUUUUCAUAUAUUUCAUGCUAACGAGAAAAGCAGUGUUUUUCAGGGUUUUAAUCAAAUAAGCUUGAGCUCUUAAAAGUAGUUACUUCUUUUCUGUUUUAAUUAGUUUUCCUGUUUUAAAGACAGAUACAACAUAGUAAAGAGAUGCAAAAAUAUUCUCCCAGGGGAAAAGUAAACAACACACACAAAAAACAACAACAACAAAAAUAAAAAUAAUUACUUUUCCAGUCUAAUGUGUGUGUGCGUGUGCAUGUAUGUUUUGGUGAGGAUGUUGAUGUGGAAGUAUCGGUGUGUAAAUAGGUACGCGUAUACUCCCCACGCAUUCCCACAGAAUAUGUAUUUUUCUUUUGCUAUUUUUAAGGGGAUAUUUCUAACAAAUAAGUGCUUAAUUCCUUUUCCUUUUCAUCAGUGCUGUUUGGUGUUUGAAUAUUUUUUAAUGUCAGAUGUGUCUUAGUCUCUUUUUGUUCUGCUUGUUGUUAAAUGGGGAUUCAGCUGUGUGAGAAGAGAGACCAACACUAACUGCUAUAGUCAUUAAAAGAAAAGGACACCGUGAAAGACUGCUUUUCAAAUCAAUCCUGGUGGAUGAUGCUAUAAAAUCCAAAUAUCACGAAUAAAAGAAACAUAAUCUCGCA
Messenger RNA from Cygnus olor (mute swan), 6263 nucleotides. It is a transcript of the gene MOB3B, whose product is annotated as MOB kinase activator 3B. Gene Ontology annotation, molecular function: protein kinase activator activity. Lineage: Eukaryota; Metazoa; Chordata; Aves; Anseriformes; Anatidae. The record is from RefSeq and is a predicted model, not a curated record. The transcript has 4 exons. Gene Ontology annotation, cellular component: nucleus; cytoplasm. The coding region runs from base 269 to 919 and encodes 216 amino acids. Gene Ontology annotation, biological process: signal transduction; positive regulation of protein phosphorylation.